Molecule: messenger RNA, 875 nt
Organism: Stegodyphus dumicola
Lineage: Eukaryota; Metazoa; Arthropoda; Arachnida; Araneae; Eresidae
Product: histone H3.3A-like
Cellular component (GO): nucleosome
Molecular function (GO): structural constituent of chromatin; protein heterodimerization activity; DNA binding
Source: RefSeq, a predicted model, not a curated record
AUACGUGCCGAGUGUUGAUAACGUAAACGGGGUAAUUUAUUAUUUAUGUGGAUGGGAGAAAGUGAGUUUGUUAAUUUUAGGUAAAGUGAUAUUGAAAUGGCUCACACUAAACAGGAUGCACCUCGUAAGCACCUUGUCACGAAAGCUGCAAUGAAGAGUGCGCCUUCUACAGGUGGUGUGACGAAGCCUCACAUAUACAGGCCUCAAACUGUAGCUCUGCGUGAGAUCCGUCGUUACCAGAAGUCAACUGAAUUGGUGAUAGAAACACUACUGUUCCAGAGACUAGUGAGAAAAAUUUUUUCUGACUUCAAAAUUGACCUCCGUUUUCAAUGUGCUGCAAUUGGAGUCUUGCAAAAGGCGAGCGAAGCAUAUUUGGUUGGACUGUUUGAAGACGCAAAUCUGUGCGCUAUCCGCACCAACUGUGUGACCAUCACUCCUAAAAACAUCCAGUUGGGUCGACAAAUGUGUGGUGAACGAGAACUUUUCGUCUCAAAUGUAUAAGCAUCGAUCAGUUCUUUUUUUUCUUUUUUUUUUUCCCUAAAUUUAUAACGUGUUUCAGUUUAAAAUGACAGAAAUUACUGUAUUGGCAAUGAAAAGCCAAUACAUAAUGUAUUAAUUUGGUACCAGAACAGUUAAAUUGUAUGUAGCUUCCCAUUUAUUUUAACAUACAUAAUAUCUCUUCGUCAUUGCGUAAAGCAAGUUUCUUUUUCUUUUGAAAUAUGUACGAAAAUAAUUUAGUCACUUAUGUUUUAGUCCAUGUCAUAAGCAUUGCUUCGUCAGCGUGUAACUUGUGUCAGUCACGUCUCAUAUGAAUAUUUUCUAUGGUUUAAAAAAUGUUCUUGCAAAUAUUUACCUUUGUAAAGGUUCAGGUUGUA